UACCACACUAAAGCCUUCAUAAAGCAUCUUCUUCUGGCAAUGCCUGCUUUCAUAGCCAAACAGAUACAGAUCUGCAGAAGCAAAAGUCACUAGUACGGAGGACUGGAUGUCCCCAUUUGAUGUAUGUUCAGGUUUUCCUUCAGACUAGCCUGAUCCUCUGUAUUGAAAACCCAUUACUGACUGAAGCAUGCUGAGGUACCCUUGGAGCAUCAAAAACUGAAGCACCAGAAUGAUUGCCUCUUUUCUUAAAGCUGGUGUUCACAGCAAAUGUGCCCACAUCUAUACUGUCGCAACAGAAUUUCAUGGUUCAGUAAGGUAAAUUAGUGUCUCAGUAAGUCUGUGUACUUUGGAAAACAAAGUGGUAUAUCCCUGGCCAAAUGGAAUUCCUAAAUGAAGAUUAGGUGUUGUAAAUGUCUAAUGAUUACUUCCAUCACUGAAUUUGCCAGCAUAAUUUAUAUUAAAUACAAACUGUUUGAAAUUUUCCUUGUGGCCAAAAAGGCUGCACAACAUUUGCAACUCAACAAUUCAGAACACUUACAGGGAAGAGGAAUCAAAUCAGAAGGAUUUGAGGCAAUCUGUAGCUGUUGGAAUUGUUCUAUCUGCAUGGUACAAUACAUAUUUUCAUUGAAAAUAACAACUUCACCUGACAUUACUCCGUUUAAGAUACCUUCAGGAAAGCAUACUCCCAUCCUUAUCCUGGUACUGGAACAUGGUGUUUUCCUGCAAACGUCAGAAAACUCUCAUGAAAGCUCCUCACCAUCUCCCGUUGGAGAUUAUCGCUACGCUCGUGGUCCCUCGGGCUUCCCUGCAGCUCAGCAGGCAGGCGAGUCUCUGCAGCCGCACAAACCCCUUUCCAGCUCGUGGGUACGCAGGAUGCUGCAGAUCCAGAGACCCCGCUCCACCUCUGCGGGCAGAUGGGAUCCUGCAGCUCCUCAAGACCCCCUUUGCGGCAGGCAGGAGGGCUCCUGCAAGCCGCAAACCCCAUCCAUCUCGGUGGGCAGGCGGGCUCCUGCCCCCGCCCCACCGCUGCCCUGCCGCGCCGCCCGCCCCGCGCCGGCGGGGACUCCCCAUCGCGCUAAGAACUUCGCUGCUCCACAGGUUUAAACGUGUCGUGUUCGGCGACUGCGUGGCAAAACGUGCCUUGAAUUUCCAAAGGCAGCCUUUCCAAAGCUUGUUGCAACUUCCCUUGCAUUUUACAAAAAGGGAGAAAAAAGGUUGCUUCUCGGUCGGAGAGGCUCAGGACCGGACCAAGACAAAGGACAUCCCGCCUGGGCAUCAACAUCUGCGGGGCAGGUUUUCAAGGAGCGGGAAUCGGCGAGCAGCGGGGGAGCCCUCGCCUGCCUCGGCAGCCGCCCCCGCGGGCGGGCUCGGGGCAGCGGGGCCGGCGCGGGANNNNAGCGGCCGCAGCCCCGCCGCCCCUCCGCGCCCUGCGGCCGCCGCCGAGACCCGCGGAGCUGCAGCCGGAGGUGAGCGCAGGGGUCUCGCUUUCUGCCCCCCAGCCCGGGCGCAGGAGGGUGGCGGGAGGCAGAGCCCGGCGGGGCCUCUCCCCCGGGGCGGGCGGGAGGGAGCGGCGAGGCGGCCGCGCUCCGAAGCGGAGCCGGAGGUUUUGGCAGGCAGAUGGAGCCCGGCUCAGGGCCUCCCGCAGGCCCGGCCGUGCUCGGCCGCCUCCCGAAGCGCCGGGCCUGGCCCGCGGACUCCGCCGCGGAGAAGCGCCGCUUUUCCCCCGUCCCGGAGAGGAGGGGUGGCCGCGGGAGCAGGCGGUGCCAUCCUUGACCGGGCCUCGCGGGUGGGUGGUGACCCUAAAUUCCUCAUGGACACAACUCCCAGAAUAGAGUAA
This is a messenger RNA of Passer montanus (Eurasian tree sparrow), 1837 nucleotides long. RefSeq names its product transcription initiation factor TFIID subunit 4-like. The transcript has 2 exons. NCBI's taxonomy places the organism in Eukaryota, Metazoa, Chordata, Aves, Passeriformes, Passeridae. Bases 710 to 1837 code for a protein of 375 amino acids. The record is from RefSeq and is a predicted model, not a curated record.